Ceratina calcarata is the source of this 1638-nucleotide messenger RNA. It is a transcript of the gene Tango14, whose product is annotated as transport and golgi organization 14. Gene Ontology annotation, molecular function: ditrans,polycis-polyprenyl diphosphate synthase [(2E,6E)-farnesyl diphosphate specific] activity. The coding region runs from base 255 to 1025 and encodes 256 amino acids. The transcript has 4 exons. NCBI's taxonomy places the organism in Eukaryota, Metazoa, Arthropoda, Insecta, Hymenoptera, Apidae. The record is from RefSeq and is a predicted model, not a curated record. Gene Ontology annotation, cellular component: dehydrodolichyl diphosphate synthase complex; endoplasmic reticulum membrane.
AAUUUUUGUUCACACGUUCGAAACAAAUAUCGCGCGCGCGAGCGAGCCAUUUUUCACCGCUCGUCGCACUGUACGUACAUAAGCGUGGAUGCGUAGGUGUACGCGUACGUCAUCGGGAUCAGCAGGUGCACGUGAGGUGGCCGAGGUGGCCGUCUGCUAGUCGGUGGGAAAGGUUUCGCGCUCCCUGGCUACGUUUCCCCGGGUGGCUUCGAAUAACCCCGUUCGCGAGUUAUGUUAGAUAGAUCGGACACAUUAUGUUCACGGUAUUCCGCAUACUAUUGAUACUGAUUCACUUCUCAUGUGACUUGUACCACGCGAUUCACAAUUGCUGCGCGAACCUGCACCGCAAGUGCAUGGAAGUUUGGUGUGGCGACGAUGACGGUAAUUCGAGGAGGACAGAGGUUGAGAUAAUAAAAUGUGCCAACGGGCUGAGGAAAUUGCCCAAGCAUUUAGUGGUAAUCUUCGGUACCAAGGAGGACACUGUGUUUGACUGUGUGAAAAUAAUCGGAUGGUGCGUCGCGCUCGGUGUUCCCUACAUCAGUUUCUUUGACAUCACCGGGUACCUGGUCCGAAACGAAAGUUUGUUGAAAUACGAACUGGCGAAGAGAAAGGGUGACGAUCUGUUAGAACGCAUCGUUUGGACGAAGCCCAACGCAGGAUACACGGAAAAUGGAAUAACUGGUCCCAAGUCAAAGAUUCGCGUCUCUCUGCUGUCUCCGCUGGACGGGAAAAGUGAGAUAGUGUCGUUGACGAGAACGCUGGCAGAGGCGGUCCUCACCGGGACGAUAAAACCUGAAGAGAUAGAUAUAGAUUUGCUCGAUGAGAAGUUGAACUCGAGGGGAGUUCCAGAUCCUGAUUUAGGAUUAAUUUAUGGUCGCGUUAACUCCACUUACGGCGUUCUGCCCUGGCAAACGCGAGUAACAGAAUUCUUCACGUUACCUCUGUCUCACAGUCGUCUGUCGGCCAACGAUUUCGUCUACGUGCUGGAGAAGUACAGUAAAUGCCAACAGAGACACGGGAAAUAGCUGGAAUUGUACAUAAACAGUUUGAUAUUCGAGGAAAUAAAAGAAGAGAUAGUUUUUAAGAAAACAGCUAGUUUUUAUAAAGACUGAACUUGAAACGAUUUACAGAUGAUAUUUUAUAAGUGGUUGCGUGCUAAAUAAAACUGAUCGUGUGAGCGUCGUUCCACGUUACCGACCACCGAGGAAUUUAAGUAGCUCAAGUCGAACGGGACACGUUUCACGGAACAUUGCGAAACUGAAACUUUCGUUUUAAUCUCUCUGCCAUUAGAUGUCUAGAAAACGAAACGGUUCCACGCGAGUCUUCUUCACCUGCUUCUCCGUUCGAUCGCGCGAACGAUGACACGGUUUUAAACGUUCAUUCAUUCACGCGAGUACAAAAGUACAAGUGGAAACAAGUGUACGAGUAAUUUCGGUCAGUCUGAUCGUUUCAUUUUCAACACGUUUCGUAACAUUCCGUGUGCACAUGUUUGUACAUUUAUAAAACUAUUGUACAGGGAACUGAUUCUGAUUCUCGACGACGAUGGGGCUCAGGAUCAAGUUCGUCUUACACGACGACUCGCCUAUCGUGGGAUCUACGAUUCUUGGAAUAUAAAAUACAGUUCGUUUUUGCACAAAA